AUGGCUUCCGAAACGCGACACUCAAGUGACAACCAUGGUGUCUUAGUCACCGAUGACGGAGAAAAAGAAUACGCGGAUCGCCAAGAACCAGAUCUUGAAGACGAUGGAUCUUUCACAGAAAGAGAGCGUGACGAAGAGGAAAACGGCGAGCCCGACAUAGAGACAUUGGCAUCAAACUCACAACGGCCUGCAGACGACCAUCUUACACUCGAGCUUACCCCUAGCCAUAUACCGCCUCCUCAAUCGUUGCUUGUCGAGAUCCCCUUGAUCUUCACGCUAUGCCUCGCCCAGCUGCUAGCUCAGGCCGGACUGGGCCAAUGCAUUGCCCCAUUACACAUCAUUGGCGACACCUUUGGCACGCAAGAUGCAGGGCAACUUAGCUGGAUGCCUGCGGCCUACAGUCUUACCGUGGGCACCUUCAUCCUGAUUGCAGGCCGCCUCGGUGAUCUAUUCGGCCACAAGAUCAUCUUUGUCAUUGGCUUCUCCUGGUAUGCCCUCUGGAGUCUGUUGGCUGGUGUCAGCGUCUGGUCUUCGUCCAUCAUCUUCUUCGAUGUCUGCAGAGCUUUCCAGGGCAUGGGCCCUGCAUUCGCCGUGCCUUCGGCAGUGGCCAUCAUCGGCCGCACAUAUCCACCGGGCAGGAGAAAGGCGAUGAUUUUCAGCAUGUUUGGUGCCACAGCCCCAGGAGGUUUCACCGUCGGCGCCGUCUUUUCGUCAAUCUUUGCUGAAUUUGUUUGGUGGCCUUGGGCGUACUUUGUCAUGGCCAUGGUCUGCGUUCUUGUCGCAGCUGCCGGUGUCCUGAUCAUCCCAAAAACUCCUGGUGCCGCAAAUGCUCGAUCCCAGGCACGACUAUGGGAGCUCAUCGACGUCCCCGGCGCUGCUGCCGGUAUCACUGGACUCGUUCUAAUCAACUUUGCCUGGAACCAAGCUCCCGUCGUUGGAUGGCAUACUCCGUAUGUCUAUGUACUCCUCAUCGUCGGCUUCCUCUUUCUGGGCGUGUUUGCAUGGAUCGAGGUCCAUGCGACAUUCCCACUGUUGCCGACAAAGCUGUUCAGCGGCCAUCUGGGCUUCGUAUUGGCUUGCAUCGCCGCCGGAUGGUCCAGCUUUGGCAUCUGGUUGCUCUAUCUUUGGCAAAUCAUGGAGCUGAUAAGAGGCCAAAGUCCUCUCGUGUCCAGUGCUCAGUUCAGCACGGUGGCCGUCUCCGGAGCGUGCGCAGCUUUUACGACUGGCCUCAUUCUCGGAAAAGUAAGACCGAGCAUGGUCAUGGGUAUGGCGAUGACAGCGUUUACCGUUGGUGGGAUUUUGGUAGCAACAAUGCCUGCUCAUCAAAUAUACUGGGCUCAGACAUUUGUUUCCAUCCUUGUCAUGCCGUGGGGAAUGGACAUGUCGUUUCCCGCCGCCACGAUUAUCCUGAGCGAGGCUCUACCGAAAGAACAUCAAGGUCUUGCCGCUUCUCUCGUCAACACCGUCAUCAACUACUCCAUUUCCAUUGGCCUCGGCAUCGCAGGCACGGUACAAUCACAGAUCAGCCCCGGAACUACACAGGAAGAGCUUCUGAGGGGCUGUAGAAGCGCAUUUUACGUUGGGAUUGGCCUUAGCGGGCUUGGCGUGGCGGUUGCCAUCCUGUUUAUCAUCGACGAGAAUAGGAGGCAUGUCCGAGAACGUCGCCGGGGAGAGAAAUGA
This is a messenger RNA of Trichoderma harzianum CBS 226.95, 1680 nucleotides long. RefSeq lists its product as hypothetical. The record is from RefSeq and is a predicted model, not a curated record. The transcript has 2 exons. Gene Ontology annotation, biological process: transmembrane transport. Lineage: Eukaryota; Fungi; Ascomycota; Sordariomycetes; Hypocreales; Hypocreaceae. Bases 1 to 1680 code for a protein of 559 amino acids. Gene Ontology annotation, cellular component: membrane. Gene Ontology annotation, molecular function: transmembrane transporter activity.